AUGCGGUUGAUAGCUGCGGGCCGAGCCCUAGGCUCAAGCAGUAGGUGGUCCGUUGCUACAGCCCGUCUGCGAGCCCCAAUUCCGCAAGCCCAGCCCAUGCUGUCUGCCACGGCUCUUUCUCGGAGAUGGAAUUCAACCGCAACUCCCCAAAAGUCCCAGCAUCCAAAGUCAAGAUACAACCCUAAAGGCCGAGGCAUCCAGCCGAAUCAGCCUCCAAAAGAAAUCAAGAUCCAAGACCGAUCCUAUCCAGCGGACAAUUGGACAAACAUCACCGACACCAUCCAAUCGCACGUUGGACGACACCUCUACCUCGACGAAAACCACCCUUUGGCUAUCACACGAAAACUUAUUGAGAGCCAGUUCGCCGGCCCCGUCUUCGGCAACUACUUCGAGAAAGACCCAGUCGUAUCUACCUUCCAAAAUUUUGACGUCCUAGGCUUCCCGGCCGACCAUCCUGGCCGCAGUCGCACUGACACAUACUACGCCAACCACAACACCGUCCUACGCACACAUACCAGCGCGCACCAGCAGAAAUACUUCCGCCGGAUUAAUGCCAAUGAGAAGGAGCGCCCGGAGGAGGUCGGGUAUACCGUGAUUGCCGACGUGUACCGCCGCGAUGCAAUCGACCGAAGCCACUACCCGGUUUUCCACCAGAUGGAAGGUGCUAGGCUCUGGAAGCGACCGGAGAACGAUGCGCUCUCGCACUCCGCAGAGACGGCAGCCAAGAUUAACGCAGAUGUAGACCUGAUUCCGCGCCACGAUGUCGUGGUCGAGGACCCCAACCCGACGAUCAACGAGAAUAAUCCGCUCCAGGCGGAAUACCACUCGGCCGAGGAGGUCGAGGCGAUCGCGACGCAUCUCAAACGGUCCCUCGAACGGAUGGUUAUUAAGAUCUUCACCGAAGGAAGCAAGGCUGCUGCUGCCAGCUCGGGGCCUGAGCCUCUGAAGGUGCGCUGGGUUGAAGCCUACUUCCCUUUCACCAGCCCAUCGUGGGAACUCGAGGUCUUCUGGCAGGGUGAGUGGCUUGAGAUUCUCGGAUGUGGAGUUAUCAAGCAGGAGCUGCUGAACAACUCUGAUGUUCCCAAUCGCGUGGGCUGGGCGUUUGGGCUGGGUAUUGAGCGGAUUGCGAUGCUGCUGUUCAAUAUCCCUGAUAUCCGGCUAUUCUGGUCUCGCGACGAGCGUUUCUUGUCUCAAUUCCGGGCGGGUGAGAUCACUCGUUUUACGCCUUUCUCGAAGCAUCCUGCUUGUUACAAGGAUGUGUCGUUCUGGCUGCCUAGAGAGGAUGUGUACGAAGCGGCUGCUAAAUACGGUCGUCCCGUGCCGAACUUCCAUGAGAACGAUGUGAUGGAGGUUGUUCGGGGAGUUGGUGGUGACUUGAUCGAGAACGUUUCUCUGAUUGAUGAUUUCGUUCACCCUAAGGAGAAGCGAAGAAGUCUGUGCUAUCGCAUUCAAUACCGUAGUUUGGAACGGACCCUGAUCAACGAGGAGAUCAACGAGUUGCAUGACAAUAUUGGCUCCAAGUUGAUUUCUACCCUGGGAGUGCAGCUGCGACGGUGA
Messenger RNA from Penicillium chermesinum, 1557 nucleotides. RefSeq names its product phenylalanine--tRNA ligase. Lineage: Eukaryota; Fungi; Ascomycota; Eurotiomycetes; Eurotiales; Aspergillaceae. The coding region runs from base 1 to 1557 and encodes 518 amino acids. Gene Ontology annotation, cellular component: cytoplasm; mitochondrion. The record is from RefSeq and is a predicted model, not a curated record. Gene Ontology annotation, biological process: phenylalanyl-tRNA aminoacylation. Gene Ontology annotation, molecular function: phenylalanine-tRNA ligase activity; ATP binding; tRNA binding. The transcript has 2 exons.